Sparassis crispa is the source of this 309-nucleotide messenger RNA. Its product is annotated as Mitosis protein. Lineage: Eukaryota; Fungi; Basidiomycota; Agaricomycetes; Polyporales; Sparassidaceae. Gene Ontology annotation, cellular component: spliceosomal complex; U4/U6 x U5 tri-snRNP complex; U5 snRNP. Gene Ontology annotation, biological process: mRNA splicing, via spliceosome. The transcript has 6 exons. The coding region runs from base 1 to 309 and encodes 102 amino acids. The record is from RefSeq and is a predicted model, not a curated record.
AUGGACGAGACGCUCUACUCCGUCGCGGAGAAGGUGCAGAACUUCGCCGUCAUCUACCUCGUCGACAUCACCGAGGUACCGGACUUCAACAAGAUGUACGAGCUGUACGAUCCAUGUACGGUCAUGUUCUUCUAUCGCAACAAGCACAUCAUGAUCGAUCUGGGCACUGGUAACAACAAUAAGAUUAACUGGGCUAUGGAUAACAAGCAAGAGUUGAUUGACAUCAUUGAGACAGUGUAUCGCGGUGCGUCCAAGGGUCGUGGUCUUGUCGUUUCUCCCAAAGAUUAUUCGACUCGUUACAGAUACUGA